CGGGGUUCCCCAACAAAGUGAAUAAAGCUGGUGUCAAAUACUACAGCGAUCUCAUUGACGCCCUCAUCGCAGAGGGCAUAGAACCAAUCAUCACGCUCUAUCACUGGGAAUUACCAGUGAUAAUUCAAGACAUGGGUGGCUGGACUAAUCCCUUGAUAGUAGAUUGGUUUGGAAACUAUGUGAGGGUGGUGUACAAACUUUAUGCUGACCGCGUCAAAACAUGGCUCACCAUAAACGAAGCUAUUGUUUUUUGCGAUUAUGGUUACAAUUCAGGAGAUUAUGCUCCAAAGGUCAAGGAGCCAGAAUUCGCUCCUUUUUUGUGCAAUAAACACGUAUUGCUUGCCCAUGCCAAGGCUUACAGAAUAUUUGAUCAAGAAUUUAGACCCAAAUAUACUGGAAGAAUUUCCAUCCCGAACAACAUGUUGUGGAUUGAACCUUUCUAUCCUAAGGACGUGGAACUGGCUGAGCUUGGAAGGGAAAAUGCGGUUGGCAGAUAUUGUCAUCCAAUAUUUUCGGAAAGUGGUGGGUGGCCACUCUCUAUCGAAAAGGCUAUGCUGGAGUACAGUCUGACACAUGGAUACAAUGAGUCGACGCUUCCUUCUUUUACGGAUGAGCAAAAAGCAUUUGUUAAAGGUACAGCGGAUUUUUUAGCUAUGAACCAUUACACCUCAUAUAUGAUCAGACCAGCAAAGCUUGGAGAGGACAUUGGCUUCUGGUUUUUAAAUGGCUCACCGCACUUAAAUGCCAUAUUGGAACAUCCUCCCAAUGCACUUUAUGGCGCUUCUAAAUUGUUACCGUUUUACCCCGAAGGCAUCCGGAGACAAAUGGCAUGGUUGAAAAAACAGUAUGGAAACAUUGAUAUCUUAAUCACAGAGAACGGCUACGCUUCUGCGGGCAACCAGCUCGACGACUAUGGCAGAAUUGACUUCUACAAAGCGUAUUUGGAACAGGUGCUGCUGUCCAUCAAAGUGGACAACGUUAGCGUUAUUGGGUUUACAGCGUGGUCACUCUUAGACAACUUUGAAUGGACGCAAGGAUAUGAAGUUAAAUUUGGACUUUACGAACUUGACUUAGAAGAUCCUGAUCGUAGAAGAACACCUCGAGCCUCGGCACAUUUCUACGCAUGCGUAAUAAAGAACCGGACACUUGAUGAAACUUGCCUAAAUAAGCAAUUCAUCGCAGGACGAUCCUAUCAAAGUAAUGCAAGAAAUACCGCCUCAAUUACGCUAUACAGCGGUAAUAUUCUGCUUACUUUCUUAUUUUUAUUCUAUAUAGUCGAUAUUCUGUGAUUAUAUUUUGAAGCGAUUAUGUCUAUGGGCGAAGUUGACCUCUUCACAUUAGUUUGACCAUUUGUUUAGCUUCCUUAGCCAAAAUAAAUUCAGAAAAUAAUUACUAGAACUAUAUAGUUAAAAUGUUCCAUCAAUAAAAAUCCAUUCAAAAAUUCUAUAGCGCAUUUCAAACUUACUCCUCAGUAGAUAUCAACUCGCAUGGAAAUCUCAUAGCUGCAUAUUUUUAAUAGCUCUGCUAUAUGAUACCGUUCCACUCAUCUACUUAUGUCCACUUCAAUUCUAAUUUCCGAAGUCCCGAUAAGAACUUCGCCGAAAAACACGUCAAUUUUUUCGCGAAUCCGCGAUGAAUACCAGUAAUUAUUUUAGAUCUACAAUGAUAUCCCGUCAACUCAGUGUCCAAAUAUAUAUUUGUCUUUGCUUUCCUGUGUUUGGAAUUGGCUAUAAUAUGAUAUCGAAUGAGAGUAUCAAUCAAAAAUCAAAAUCAAAACAUCCUUCAAUCAGGUAGGCUCAUAAAAGCACUUUUAAAUCAUCAAAUUACACUGUU
Vanessa tameamea is the source of this 1833-nucleotide messenger RNA. Its product is annotated as myrosinase 1-like. Gene Ontology annotation, molecular function: beta-glucosidase activity. The record is from RefSeq and is a predicted model, not a curated record. NCBI's taxonomy places the organism in Eukaryota, Metazoa, Arthropoda, Insecta, Lepidoptera, Nymphalidae. Gene Ontology annotation, biological process: carbohydrate metabolic process. The transcript is spliced from 8 exons. The coding region runs from base 132 to 1289 and encodes 385 amino acids.